UCAUGAACAAUAUAUUUGGAACCAAUAAGCCAGGCCCUAGGCUAGUGUCUUGGGCUGAGUGCCUUCCUGCCAACUUCUGCUGCUGUCUGGACGAGAUGAGAAACCUACAGACUAGUGAAGAAUCGAAUCACUGUAAAAUGGGAAAAUGGCUGCCAAGAAAUUCAAAUAAUUUGGAGACAAAUCAAUUUAUUCAGGCUUACUUCAGAACUUAUUGUGUCUGAAUUGAAGGUCUGAAUAACUCAAGUACACUUGUAAACUCCUCAAAUGCUACAGAGGCUGGUCACAAAGAUUCUAAAAAUGUAGCUGACUCAGGACCUAAGCAACUCGAUGAAUCAAUAAUGGAGCCUCAACACGAGCCUGAAAAUUCUGGGAGGAUUCAGAGAACAACAAGGCAGAAAUUGAAUAAUUAUGAGUCAGAGCCAGAGGAUGAGUUCACACUUGGAAGGCCUGCUCCAAGCUAUAAGACUAGGAAAGACCUCGUCUACAAGGCUGCAUUUAGGAGGAUGAGGAAGUAUUUCACUCAAGACUUCAGAGCAGCCACUAAGCAUCAUUCUCCUGAAACAGACUACAUAUCUAGACUUAGAGAGUAUUGCUCAUACAAGUUCCCUGAGAGUAGCUCUGACCGAAUCUGAGUUGCCUUCGACUGUGUCAUCAAUGCUAAGGGAAGAUUUGGAGCAAUUCCUAGCCAAGAUACUGAACUAAAGAGCCUUAUUGAGAAGCUCAUGCAUUUUUACAGCGAUAAAAUAUUUAAAAAGAUAGGCUCGCAGUCAGGGUUCUGGGAGAUCCUACUACAUUUCUUGAGCAUCGAAGGAGUGGGCAGUCUUAUAUACUCAGACCGGAGAGUGUCCUUUCAGAGAAAAGUGAAAGCCCAUCUUCAUAAGCUGAAGGAGAGAGUGUUCCAGAUGCGCUCUCUUCCCCAUGAAUAACCAUAAUUUUAAUAAAAUUUGAUUCGAA
Moneuplotes crassus is the source of this 954-nucleotide messenger RNA. NCBI's taxonomy places the organism in Eukaryota, Ciliophora, Spirotrichea, Euplotida, Euplotidae. The record is from the annotation of a GenBank genome assembly.